Molecule: messenger RNA, 2526 nt
Organism: Cyprinus carpio (common carp)
Lineage: Eukaryota; Metazoa; Chordata; Actinopteri; Cypriniformes; Cyprinidae
Gene: irf4a
Product: interferon regulatory factor 4
Biological process (GO): immune system process; regulation of transcription by RNA polymerase II
Cellular component (GO): nucleus
Molecular function (GO): protein binding; RNA polymerase II cis-regulatory region sequence-specific DNA binding; DNA-binding transcription factor activity, RNA polymerase II-specific
Source: RefSeq, a predicted model, not a curated record
GAAGUGCACCUUUUUUCACCUAGAAAAAAAAUACAUGUUAUUUCUCUGUGGGACAGCAGGGGGCAGCAUAUUCAACUCUGUUGAACUCGAAAGAGCUUGGUAACAGAUUUGAAGUCACUUGGUGUCAAAUACGCUACUUGAGGAGUUGUUAUUUUCUUAAAUUAUUUUGGGGGAUAAAAGCACCCCUAAAAGUGUACGGCUCUGUGGAAACACAUCACACAUUGAGACACAAAGACCUUGACAUUGGCCUCCGCUGACGGGACGCUCACAGUGUGAGAAUAAGUUAGUGACCCCCGUGUUGUUCCGUGACAGCGGUGAAUUUCCUCAAAUCAACCCGACAUAAACAAACAUCAAACACCGUCCAGGAUAACUCUGAUGACGAGCGCUGGGAGAUUUUCUGGCAUCUUUUAUCGACAGAUAUUUGUUCCACCGUGUGUGUGUUUGCGUCUCUCAGGGAUUUCCCGUAUGCUGGAUGUUUAUUCUUUCGGUUCUGUCGCGUUUCUCUGAAGUCUUCAGCUCUUAAUGGUGCUGGAGAAAGACGCUUCCACGUAACGCUCCACCCAUCUCUCCACCUAACGAGCUUUGACUUAUUUAAGAAUAGAAACACCUUCCUCUGACAUGACUUGAGAAGUGUCGGCUUUCAAAGCGAAGCUGUCUGCAUUCACAAAGACAUGAACUUAGAUGGGGACAGCAGCAUGUCAGUCAGUUGUGGGAAUGGCAAACUUAGGCAGUGGCUCAUCGAUCAGAUUGACAGCGGGGACUAUCCCGGCUUGGUUUGGGAAAAUGACGAGAAAACCAUUUUCAGGAUUCCCUGGAAGCACGCGGGGAAACAGGACUACAACCGCGACGAGGACGCGGCGCUCUUCAAGGCUUGGGCCCUGUUUAAAGGCAAGUACAGAGAAGGCUUGGACAAACCAGACCCUCCAACGUGGAAGACGAGGCUCCGCUGUGCCUUGAACAAGAGCAAUGACUUUGAUGAACUGGUGGAGAGAAGCCAGCUGGACAUCUCAGAUCCUUACAAGGUCUACAGGAUAAUACCAGAAGGAGCCAAGAGAGGCUCUAAGUCCAGCAGUAUGGAUGACAGCGCAGCACACAUGACUUCUAUUAGUUAUCCAGUGCAUUCUUCUUAUCCUCCUCUACAGCCUCAGAUGACGGGAUACAUGCUGCCCCAGGAGAGACGAGACUGGAGGGAAUACAGCAGCGAUCAGCCUCAUCCUCAGGCUCCUCACGCAGAGUUACCCUACGGCCAGUGUCCGUAUCCACCCACGCGCUCCUUACCCUGGCACCCAUCGGCCUGUGACAACGGAUACCAGAUAUCUGGCUCCUUCUACACAUAUUCACCUACAGAAACCCAUACAGUGGCAAUGGACCCCAAUAUGAGAUCCGCCGAAGCCAUGGCACUUUCAGACUGCCGCCUGCACGUCUCUCUGUAUUACCGCGAGUCUCUGGUGAAGGAGGUGACCACCAGCAGCCCUGAAGGCUGUCGCAUCUCCUCCUCUUCGUCUCCAGGAUCCCCCUCGUCCCCGUCUUCCCCGGGCCCCGAGGAGCGGCUGUAUGGCGGGGCCGAGCCCGUGCUCUUGCCCUUCCCGUACCCUCAGUCUCAGCGGCGCGGGGCCGAGAAGCUGCCUAACGUGCUGGAGCGCGGCGUGCUGCUGUGGCUGGCUCCGGACGGGCUUUACGCCAAGCGCCUGUGUCAGGGCCGCGUGUACUGGGAGGGCCCGCUGGCCCCGUACGCAGACAAACCCAACAAGCUGGAGAAAGAGCAGACCUGCAAGCUGAUGGACACGCAGCAGUUCCUCUCAGAACUGCAGGGCUUCAUUCACCACGGCCGUCCCAUGCCACGCUCUCAGGUGGUGCUGUGUUUCGGAGACGAGUUUCCAGACCCUCAAAGACAGAGCAAAAUGAUCACAGCUCAGGUGGAGCCUAUGUUUGCCCGGCAGCUCCUGUAUUUUGCAGGACAGACCAACGGUCACUACUUGCGCGGAUAUGAGCUUCAGAGUCAAGGUGCUUUACCUGUAGAAGAGUAUCAGAGAAGCAUCCAGCACUUGCAGGAGUAACCAGCUUCACAUACAAGCAGCUGAGACGCUGCAAAGCCCAGCCGCUCGUACUGUAUCUGCUCCACAGCCAGCGGAGACUAGUGAAAGCCAAUGGAGCAUCAUAAUGAAGACUUGAAAUCGCAUUGCGAUUGCCUGACCAAGUGCCCACUUUCACAUCCCAAAAACCACAGACAAGACAAUCCAGCUCUUCGGACACCAUACAGUAUCGGAUGCAGUCAUUUUGUAUGAAAAAGUUUCAUGAAUUAUGUCUCAAUGAGUCCAAACGUCUGAGAACACACUGAAAAAUGCUGGUUUGUUUUAUGUCACAAACCACAUGCUAAAACAUUGUCAAGUUCUUUUCACUCAUACGUGACCCUGGACCACAUAAGUGUCAAUUUUUCAAAAUUGAGAUGUAUACAUCACCUGAAAACUGAAUAAAUAAUCUCUCCAUUGAUGUAUGGUUUGUUAGGAGGACAAUAUUUGUCUGAGA